AGGGUGGAUAUGAACCGUAAUUUUUGCGAAUGGCCCCAAUCCCAGUCCCCGUCACCGACGCUCUAAGUUAGGACAUUAAAGGGUGUGCUGGAACUGUGGAGUGAGCAAGAAAAGAUGGGAUCAGUGGCGAAGAAGGGGUUGCAGCACUACUUGCUGCAGCUCCAGCGACACCCUCUCAGAACCCAGAUGAUAACGGCGGGAGUGCUGUCGGCGGUGAGUGAUAUUGCAGCGCAGAAGCUUUCUGGCAUUCAGAAGCUUCAGCUGAAGCGACUUCUUCUUAAAGUGAUAUUUGGGUCAGCUUAUUUAGGCCCUUUAAGCCAUUAUUUCCACAUAUUGCUGGAUAAAAUUUUCAAAGGGAAGAAGGACCCAAAAACUGUAGCUAAGAAGGUGGUACUGGAGCAACUUACAAUUUCACCUUGGAACAACCUGAUGUUUAUGAUUUACUAUGGCUUAGUUAUCGAGGGGAGACCCUGGAUCCAUACAAAAUCUAAAAUCAGGAAGGAAUUUCCAACUGUCAUAUAUGCAUCGUGGACAUUCCGGCCUGUGGUUGGAUGGGUAAAUCAUCAGUACGUUCCACUGCAGUUCCGUGUUAUUGUCCAAGGCGUCUUUGCUUGUUUCUGGGGAAUAUUUCUGAAUCUAAGAGCCAAAUCUCUGGCACCUGCUAAACCUUGAGAAGGAGAGGAGGAAAUGUGCCUUGUUUGGUUUUGGACAUUGUCAGCUUGUUUUAUGCAUAUAUAUGUAUAUUUUCAUCAUCCAAAACUACUAGCUGUAUUAUCUCAUUAAGUGUUUGAACUAAUUCUGAUUCCUAUAACGUUGGAUUGAAUGUGAAUGUGAAAUAUUUCAACAUUUAUUCAUCCAGAUCUGCUGGUCACACCUUGUCCUUCA
Molecule: messenger RNA, 885 nt
Organism: Salvia hispanica
Lineage: Eukaryota; Viridiplantae; Streptophyta; Magnoliopsida; Lamiales; Lamiaceae
Product: peroxisomal membrane protein PMP22-like
Cellular component (GO): cytoplasm; membrane
Source: RefSeq, a predicted model, not a curated record